This is a messenger RNA of Scomber scombrus (Atlantic mackerel), 3372 nucleotides long. Its product is annotated as serine/arginine-rich splicing factor 11-like. Gene Ontology annotation, molecular function: RNA binding. The coding region runs from base 1956 to 2903 and encodes 315 amino acids. NCBI's taxonomy places the organism in Eukaryota, Metazoa, Chordata, Actinopteri, Scombriformes, Scombridae. Gene Ontology annotation, cellular component: nucleoplasm. The transcript has 11 exons. The record is from RefSeq and is a predicted model, not a curated record.
UUGAAUGGCAUGACUCUUGAAUAGGGACAAUGUAAAAAGAGUUGUAAAAAACCCUAGAUUUCGCCUUCCCAUUUGUGAAUUGCGCAAGUGAAUAGAUUAUUUGUGAUGGACAUGUAAAUGACACUCCCUCCCAUUGUCUAUAUCUCAUGGAACAAGUGUGGAAAGUAGACCUCUAAUCUCAGAUUGUUGGUAUACUGUGGUAACACAUCUUGUCUCUACUGUGCAACUCUCUUGAUAUAUUGGAUUUGAUUUCCUGGAAAAAAAUACAUAUCUGGCUUUGUUUUUCUGCCUAGAACAAUUUUUUGCUUUGUAUUUUAGAAAUCGCAGUAUACCAAAGUCUGCUUUACAGAGUAGGAGUUGAACAUUCCCCAGCUGUGGGCGCUGCAGACACCUCAAAGUUCAGAAGUGAAGUUGUGUAAACAUUUAACCAUAUGCAUUUUAUUUUCUCCCCCAUAUUGGACUAUCCUCUGUUAAACUUCUCUCUGUUAUUUGUGUGUGUGUGUGUAUGUGUGUGUGUGUGUGUGGUUUUUGUAGUGAAGAAGGCAAAAGCAGCCCCCUCGUUGAUGGCUGAAAGUGGUCCUCUGCCUGCCAACAGGGGAUUGUAGACAUAUGCAAAGGCCAGGAGCAUUCAAGCCCUACCCCUCUCUUUUUGUGUCCUCUAUUCUUUCUCUGCCUUCUCUUUCCUCUUUUCUUCUGCCUAAUUUGAUCCUUUCUAGGUGGUUUAGUUAAGAGUAUGAAGGUCAGAUACUGGGGGCAUAACCUGAAAGAAUGCUCAUCCUGCACUAUUUUGCCACACUCCAAAAACACUUCUUAGCCACUUCACUCGAUGGCUUAAGUAUUGUUUCUCAAAGAACAAGGCUAUCAAAGUCAUAAAUAUAUAAUGAAUACAUUUGAAAGGCAGUAAGUUAUUUUGGUCUGGUGGCCAUAGUUUAUUCAAAAAGACUGGGUGUUUAUUGAUUAAUUUAUAAUAAUUUGGGUAUUAACAAGGUGUACCUGAGUCAAUGAUUGGUUAUAAUAUAUAAUAGUCAUACUACAUCUCGUCUUAAGUUGUCUAAGAUGCCCACCCGACAUGACACAAUGUUGGUACAAUAUUCUCUUUAACAGUGGUUUUCUUUUGUUGUUGUGUUUUACAGUUCUUUUUCCUGGCUCAGCCAGUCCUGUAUACCAGGCCCUGCUGAAAAUACCAUCCAACAGUUUUGUCUCCUGCAGCAAUUUCUCUCUCCAGUGUGCUCUUUUAUUUACAUGUUGUCAUUGUUGUGUGUCCAAAUUUUGGUUAUGUCUUUUUGUGAAAGUUGUUUUUGGGGUUGGUUUUUCUAUGAGGUGAUUAUGAGGUCUUUAUUUAUUCAUUUUGGCCCAUUUAAAAAAAAAAUGAAAUCAGAGGAAAUUUUACAUAUAAAAAUACAGUUAUUCUUUUUUAUUUGACUGUGGUAGCACAAAUUAAUCAAACCAAUCAUCCUUUGCCUAGGUUUGGUUAAUUGAUGCAGUGACAGGUAAGGAUACUAGAAUAAUGAUGUACAGCAGACACGCUACCUACCCUGAACUCUGCUAUUGUCAUUUAGUAUUUUCCACUAUAUCCUCUGAUAUGUGUUUCUGGUAAGUAGACACUGAUGGCUUGUAUAGUGUUCUCGCCAAAUCCCUAAAUUUCUCUUUGUUUGUAUCUCGAUUUUUCUCUGUGUGCUUUUAGUAGCGAAGCCGCCAACGUGAGUCGCUUGUUUCAAUAAACGUCUAUAUGAAAAUUGAGGGCACACCCAACUGGAGAAGCAGCUGUGCUUGCUAACGUUUGGUUCAUGACUUAAAAAACACGUUCAGGCUCUAUUCCAGAUGAGGCGAAAGCUUUGUCACUGUUGGCGCCAGCAAAUGCUGUUGCAGGAAUUCUGCCAGGAGGAGGACUUCUUCCAACACCCAAUCCCAUCCCCAAUCCAUCUAUUGGAGUGAACCCCUUCGGUGGUCCAAACAUGGAUGCAAUGGCUGCAUUUGGAUUCCCAGGACCCUCCAUGAAUCCCCAGGCUGCUGAUCAGCUGCUAAAGCUCAUGACAGAUCCAAAACUGAAUCCCUUGGCUGCAGGAUUAAAUCUGAAUCCUGGCUUGAAGGCUGACACAUCUAACAAAGAAAUUGAAGAGGCCAUGAAGAGAGUUCGAGAGGCCCAGUCGCUCAUUUCUGCCGCUAUUGAACCUGGAAAUAAGGAGAGCAAAAAGAAGCGCUCCCGGUCCAGAUCCAGAAGAAGGAGGUCCAGAUCCCGUUCAAGACACAGGAGAACCAGGAGCAGAUCGAGGCGACGAUCGACCUCGAGAAGCAGGAGGCGCUCCAAAAGCCCACGCAGGAGACGGACCCACUCCAAAGAACGAAGCAGACGAUCGAAAAGCAGAUCCAGAGAUGGAAAGAAAGACGACUCAGGGAGAAGAAGAUCCAAAACGCCACCUAAAAGCUACAGCACCACCAGGAGGUCACGCAGUGUGAGCCGGAGACGCAAGAGAAGUCGCAGCAGCAGCCGAUCUCCUAAAAAGUCCCCAAAAAGGAGAAUUUCCAGGUCUCCAUCUCCUCGAAGGCACAAGAAGGAGAAGAAAAGGGACAAGGAAAAAGACCGGGACCGCAGGAGCGAUAAGGAGCGCGGUCGAGAUGAACCUGAGCGCUCCAUCAGCAAGAAAAGGAAAAGUAAAGACAAAGAACGAGAGCGGGAGAGGAAAUCGGAUGGAGAGAAAGGCGAUGUAAAGAUCACGAGGGACUACGAUGAAGAAGAACAAGGCUACGACAGCGAGAAGGACGGGGAGGACAGGAAGGAUUCAGACGACUCCGCUCUGUCGCCUCGGUCUGCAGAAGGUAACGGCACGGCACGGCACGGGAAGCACUCUAAAGUGAACGGCGCUGACGAUCGCCAUGAAGAAGACAUGGAUGUCAGCGACUGAGUGUGCCGUCCCGCUUAGUCCCACAUGAUCUGUUUCAUUUGUGAACGUGUUACGACUUUUUCACCCCCACUGGGGUUAAUCUGAAAUGUGAAAAGUGCGCUCAAUGGUUGUUGUUUUUUUCCCUGCACAGAAGAGCCAUCUCCUGCAGAAUUAUUAAGUCAUUUUUGCCUCGAGUUUUCCUGACAUAUUGUGUUCCUCUCAGUUUGUGGCGUUUCUUUCCAUUUGCCUUUACAAAUGUAAUCGGUUGAAGCCAGAAGUAGACUCGCUUUGCUUUUUUCUCUUGAGCUUGUGUUGUCAUUUCUUCACAUAUAUUGUAUCCUUACAUUUUUGUCGUGUAUUGUGACGUGUUGCUCAGGCCUCUUUCUCACCUUAUCGAAACAGUUAUUGCUUUUGCUUCUUCUUAUUUGAAAGUGUUGAUUGUUUUAUCAAGGAUUUCUUUUAUAUAAUAAACCAAUUUGGAGAAGCGAGA